AUGGUGAAUAACGAAAAUGGAGAAAUAGCUUCUGCAGCUUGUAGUAAACUCUCUGGCUAUGAUUUUUAUCAACGAAUUUUGGGAUCUCCUCGUUAUGUGGUAGCUCCAAUGGUGGACCAGAGUGAAUUGGCGUGGCGUAUGCUAUGUAGACGGUACGGUGCAGAAUUAUGCUAUUCACCCAUGUAUCAUGCGAAUCUCUUUGCCAAUGACGUUAAAUAUCGUAAAGAUGCGCUACAGACCUGUGCAGAGGAUAGACCAUUGAUAAUACAAUUCUGCGGUAAUGACUCGCAACAGAUUUUGGAGGCUGCUCUACUUGCUCAGGGACACUGUGAUGCCAUUGACAUUAAUUUGGGUUGCCCACAAGCAAUAGCCAAGAGGGGCCAUUAUGGAUCGUUUUUGCAGGAUGAAUGGGAACUGUUAGAGAAAAUUGUUAGCACUCUGCAUGAAAAACUUUCGAUACCCGUAACCUGCAAAAUACGCAUCUUUGAAGAUCGUGAGAAGACAAUCCGUUAUGCCAAAAUGUUGGAAGCAGCUGGCUGCCAACUGCUUACAGUUCAUGGUCGAACACGAGAGCAAAAGGGACCCUUGACUGGAGUUGCUGAUUGGAGUUAUAUUCGAUCUGUGAGAAAGGAAAUCAAAAUACCCAUGUUUGCCAAUGGCAAUAUCUUAGGUCUCGAAGAUGUUCAUCGCUGCUUGGAUACAACUGGAGUGGAUGGUGUAAUGAGUGCCGAGGGAAAUUUGCAUAAUCCAGCGAUAUUCCGAGGCAUAUCUCCGCCUGUUUGGCAAAUGGCUAAGGAAUAUUUGGAGCUUGUUAAUCAGUAUCCCUGUCCCACUUCAUACAUUCGUGGACAUCUCUUCAAGCUGUUUCAUCAUAUCAUGAACAUAAACCAAAAUGCCGAGUUAAGAGAACAGUUGGCGACGGGAAACCAGAUGGAGCAAUUCCAUCAAGUUGUAGAUAAAGUGCAGUCAAAAUACGAGCCAUACCAAAAAGGAGAACUUAUUUAUACGCCAGAAGAAACAGAAUCACCUAGCGAUUCCGGACAAAAUUUGCUUUUACCACCUUGGCUGUGUCAACCAUAUAUACGCAUUUCCCCCGAGUCCCAUCGCCAAAAAAUAGCCGAAAAGGAACGCGAUGCCAUCGAUCCUAAUCGUACAAAACGCCAAUAUUUUGACAAAGAAGGCAACGAAAUCUCUCGCAAGCGGAUGAAAAAACUUCGACGACGUCAACGACGGCCAAGCAAGACAGAAGCUCAGAUUCAACUAAGGCACGAACGAAGGCUAGCUUACUGCAACGAAUGCUCCAAUCCUCAAGGGACGAAAUGUGAAUUUCACCUAUGUCGUGUCUGCUGUCGAGACAAAUGUUUCACGGAAAAUUGCGAUUGCCCCGGUCAUGGCAUACUGAUCAAGUCCCGACGCGCCAAGGCUAAGCGCUAUGAAGAACACCAUUCCAAUCAACAUCAGGAAGAAAAUAUUGAUUCUGGAGUGGCCACCGAGAAUCUGUAUUUCGAUUCCACGGUCAUAAACGAUGGUGCCGUUGCAGCUACUGAUAAUACUAUUUGAUAUUGGAUUUAGUGAAUUCAAGUAAAAUGCAAAAAGGUAGACAUGUUGUUGUUUGGUUGAUUGUAAAAUAAAAUACGGAGCAAAAUAAAAUGAAA
This is a messenger RNA of Drosophila willistoni, 1655 nucleotides long. It is a transcript of the gene Dus1, whose product is annotated as tRNA-dihydrouridine(16/17) synthase [NAD(P)(+)]-like. The coding region runs from base 1 to 1560 and encodes 519 amino acids. Gene Ontology annotation, biological process: tRNA processing. Lineage: Eukaryota; Metazoa; Arthropoda; Insecta; Diptera; Drosophilidae. The transcript has 4 exons. Gene Ontology annotation, molecular function: flavin adenine dinucleotide binding; tRNA dihydrouridine synthase activity. The record is from RefSeq and is a predicted model, not a curated record.